AUGAAUCCAGCCCAGCAGGCAAUCCAAAUCGCCGCCAUCAACCAGCUGCUUGAAGGAUCUGGGGCGGUAGUAGAUUUCCAGCUGCCGACCGAAGCUCAGAAGACUCGAGGACGACCGAAAGGCGCAACAAACAAACCAAGGACCACCAAAUGGGAACUGUUGGAGUUCAAACAUGUCAAGAAGAAGAGGAAGAAAGACGAGAGUGAAGCUGUCAAAGCAAAGAAACAGAAGCUGAACAAUGCGAAAGCGGCCAUGAAGGAAUUCCGAAAAGCUGACCAGAAGGCAUUACAGAAAGAAGAAGACGAGGCGUUGGAAGAAGAAGAACAGAUCGAGGCAUCUGAGGCCAGGAAAAACAGCCCCCAACCAAGCAAGAGGAUCCUCCCACCUCGUCGCGCUUGGGUCAAAGCGCCCCCGCCAGCCAAAAUUGACUUACCCCCUGCAAAGCCCAACGAAGCCGCACCCUCCACGACUGAGAAAGAAGAUUCCCCUCCCACCAAAGCAGGACCAGCCCCAAAGAAGAAGAUUCGACCCAUCAAAACAGCGAGCCUCCCUGCGAAAGAUCAACCCCCAUCCAACGAGCAACCCGCGGUUCUUCCCCCCAAACCAUUUGACGAAAACGAGCCAGACGAAGCGGACUCAUCCUUCUAUCGCCAGUAUCUCCCCAACAUAAUCAAGGACUCAGUGAAAAGCAUACUCAACCCAAGAUCCGAUGGUCACUGUGGCUAA
This is a messenger RNA of Puccinia graminis f. sp. tritici CRL 75-36-700-3, 726 nucleotides long. RefSeq lists its product as uncharacterized. Lineage: Eukaryota; Fungi; Basidiomycota; Pucciniomycetes; Pucciniales; Pucciniaceae. Bases 1 to 726 code for a protein of 241 amino acids. The record is from RefSeq and is a predicted model, not a curated record. The transcript has a single exon.